GCGUCUUCAAGAGGUUGCGUUGCCUUGUUUUUCGUGCACUAGUGUUGAAAAAGUUUGAUAUCACCAAUCUUUAAACGUUUUCAUUAAAUGCGGAAUUCUACAUUUUAUAUUACCAAACCGAUCGUUUACGAGUGCUUACCACACAAUCCAUUCAGACGGUGCAAUUUUUCUAGUGAUUCUGGGGAUUCACAAUGUUUAACAAAACCUCGAUAUAAAUGGGCUCUAUAUGACAAAAGUGUAACUGAUAAUGAUCCACAUAAAACUUCCAUAAUUUUAUUCCCAGGACAAGGAUCUCAUUUUGUCGGGAUGGGCAAAGAUCUUAUAAAGUUACCAAAGAUAAAGCAAAUGUUUCAAUGUGCUAAUGAAAUAUUAAGAACAGAUAUUCUUCGUACUUGCCUUGAGGGUCCUGCUUCAAAAUUAUCAAAAACCAUUCAUUGUCAACCAGCUACUUUCAUAAUUUCUUUGGCAGCCCUUGUAAAGCUUCGAGAAGAAAAUGAAGAGUUAAUUAAAAAUUGCGUGGUUACAGCAGGGUUUAGUCUUGGCGAGAUCAGUGCUUUAGUGUUUUCGGGUGCCCUGACGUAUGAAGAAGGUCUGCAUAUUAUUCGUGUCCGAGCAGAAGCUAUGCAAAAAGCUUGUGAUGAGAAGGCUGGAGCAAUGAUUACUGUUUUCGUCAAUCCUGGAUCCCCGUUAAAACUUGGUAUAGCAGCAGCUAUCAAUCAUUGCGAGGUUCGCCACAAAAUUCAAAACCCUUGUUGUAAAGUCGCUAACUAUUUAUAUCCAGAUUGCAAAGUAAUCGCUGGAAAUAAAGAGGCAAUCGACUUUAUUGAAAAUCAUGCUGGUCAAUUUGGAAUACGUCGAACCAAACGAUUACCAGUUAAUGGAGCUUUUCAUACUCCUUUGAUGUCCUCUGCCCGGAAAAUUAUUGCUAAUUCACUAGACAGGAUGGGAGAUUUUCAGGAACCUUCGAUACCUGUUAUUAGUGCCGUAGAUGUGUUACCGUAUAGAGGUACAAUGAAUAUUAAACGAAAACUUGCUAUGCAGAUUGUCCGUCCUGUAAGAUGGGAGCAAACGUUGUAUGCACUAUAUGAUCGUCCACUAGAUGUCCCUUUUCCUCGUACAAUUGAAUCUGGUCCUGGGCGACAACUUGGUGCUAUGCUGAGGAUGGUCAGUCGUAGAGCGUUUGAUACUUACAGCUCUGUGGACGUGUAGAUGUGUCAUUCUCUUCAGUCGCAUUUAAUGUAUACCCAUGUAUAUACUGACCAACAUGUACAGCUAAGCAAAAUAUAUUAGCAAAAUAAACUCGAGGAUUUUAUUUGGCGAUAAAUGAUUUAGUGAUGUAAUAGUUUUUUAGAGGCGUAGUUUAUUUGUGAUUUAUCUUUUCACCUCUGUAAGUUACGAUAUUCUUUUCAGUUUCCCAUAUUUUAACUUCAUAAAGUAAAUUAUUAGGGACAGCAUUGACUAAUUGUGACCAUACAAAAACUGCUAGGUUUUCCGUAGUUGAUACAAUACUAUUCUUUUUAAAAUAUUCAACAUCUUCAUCGAUAUUUUUAUGAUCUAAUAGGUCAAGAACAUGUUUUUGAAUAACUGAUUUUAAGUCACUUAUGUUCAUAACCAUACCGGUUCUUUGAUCAAUAGGUCCUGAAACUGUGAUCUCCAGUUUGUAAUUAUGACCAUGUCCCAUAGGAUUAUUACAUUUUUGAAACAUUUUAACAUUUUCUUCAUCACUAAGAUGUUGUGAAUGAAGGCGAUGACAGGCGGAGAAUGAUUCUACUCUCGUGAGGUAACAUAGAGCACUCAUCUGUGAAGUAUUACAUAUAUAUAGUCCUGUUAAAAGAAACAAAAGUUAGCUAUAAUAGUUUAGCAUAAAAUCAACUAUCAAUAUUUGAAAACUUCCUCAAUGACCAUUAUCUUUAUACGAUAAAAUGACUGCACAACAAAGGGAGUCCUCGUCAUUAGUAAUACCGAAAAAGCUAAAUGAGUGACCGUUUUUAAUUCUUUUAAGACCUAGUUAAAUAAAGCAACUAGUAACAAGGAGGAAUUUUACCGUUCCGUAGUACAAAGAAAGCAAGUAAUCCUUGGUCUCAUUGUGUAAAAGGUGUUAACGUACAAACCCAGUGACUAAAUUUAUUUUUAAGUACAUAAAUAUUGGUACAAGGAAGUAGCGAAUCUAUAUAUGCCGCGCUUCAUCAUUCGAUUUGUGUGAGGCCUGGGAUAUUGCUCGGGCGCUCGAACUGAGUCAGGCGGUUUUCUUAUGAGGCCACUCCCCAUACCUUUGACCUAGACAGUUAAUGAACAAGGCAUUUCGGUAACGUUAGGAGAUGCAGUUCCACGGUAGCCGGUCACUAACAAUUGGUUCAUACGCCAUUU
Schistosoma rodhaini is the source of this 2367-nucleotide messenger RNA. NCBI's taxonomy places the organism in Eukaryota, Metazoa, Platyhelminthes, Trematoda, Strigeidida, Schistosomatidae. The record is from the annotation of a GenBank genome assembly.